CCAUCGAUAUCGACGAACGAUAGGGCCGAUAGGUUCGGACAAAUAACGCCUCCUGCUAUCGAAAGUCGGGUCGUGCGUCAACGUUAGCGAAAAAUGCAAAAUUAAAUAUGUUGUGAGUAGCGAGCGAUGCCAAAUCGAAUAUGUUUUCCACUGCAUACAGAAAAAUAAACAAAUACAAGAAGCAUAAAAUAUGCAGAAAAUUAAAUACAAAAGGAGCCACUAAGUGUUUCGUGUGAAAUCAAUUUGAAGACCGCUCGUCGUCGUCGUUGUCGUCGUACAUACUUUUCCGUUUCAAUUACACUACAAUGAAUAUUUGUUGAAACUUCGUUGCAUUUACAGACUGGUGUUUAAAAACAACAACAACAAGAAGAAACGUUAAAAACCAAGAACAACAACAACAACAGCACUCAUACACACCGAAAACUAGAAGCAAAAAGGGAAAAUUAUAUAUAGAUAUAUAUCUACAUAUAUAAAUAGUAUCGUAUCACACAUUUACAUUAAAAGGAAGCCGAACAGACGUUAUCGUAACUUUUAUAUUAAAAAGCACCAGUAAAAAAUAUAUAACCAACUACACACGUUCCUUAAAAACAAAUGUUUUCCAAACCGCAAACCAACUAAAAACGAAAUGCUUUUGAAAUUAGUUUAAGCUAACUAAAAAACGUAAGACCAACCAACGCACCGCAAAGCAAAUCGCGUGAUUAAACUAAAAAUAUUUAAAACAGACCGAACAUCGGCAGGGAACCAAAAACAAAAAUUAAAAGAACACGAUCAAUCCGGAAGAACUUCAAUCGGCGUACUAAAACCCGAAAUUCAAUAUUUUUUGUAUAACAUAGUGGUAGCUAAAACAAAUCGAGACGAUAACCGGAACAUCUUUUUGGAGAAUCUCGUCUGAAUACCUUUAGUCCCGUGUCUCCGUAAUGUUAAAUGUUCUUGGAUCGUUCGAUGUGGUCUUUGUUCAUUAGUAACCAUCACUCUCAGCCUCCGAGUCACCGAAAUCUGGUCAAGAACUUAGCGUAGACCCGUAAUUAGCAAUAGCAAUAGCCAAAGAGAGCCUGGAUCGUAAGCGCUGGAGGAGGUCUGCAGAGCGAGCAAAGCCGAAGUACAAAUGCACCAAUCGAAACUACAACAGAAUCUAUAACUUGGAACGGGUGAAUUCAACGCCCGCCAUACAACCAAUUAGCUAGGUGUCCGAGGGUCCAGAGAAGGGAGUCCAGGAGACCAUCCCACCAUCCAAACAGCAUACAUUUUAUAUACGGAACGGUCUGUCGAGCGUAGUGGCAGCAGCACGCGAAAGCGUCUAUAAAUCUAGUUAGCAUGGAGUGCUGUUUAUCGGAGGAGGCCAAGGAACAAAAGCGCAUCAAUCAGGAAAUCGAGAAGCAGUUGCGCCGGGACAAGAGAGAUGCGCGCCGCGAGCUUAAACUGCUACUACUGGGCACUGGCGAGUCCGGGAAGUCCACAUUCAUCAAACAGAUGCGUAUUAUCCACGGCAGCGGUUACUCGGACGAGGACAAGCGUGGGUACAUCAAGCUGGUUUUUCAGAACAUAUUCAUGGCCAUGCAGUCAAUGAUCAAGGCCAUGGAUAUGCUGAAGAUUUCCUACGGCCAGGGAGAGCAUAGUGAACUGGCCGAUCUGGUGAUGAGCAUCGAUUAUGAGACCGUUACCACGUUCGAGGAUCCAUACUUGAAUGCCAUCAAAACGCUUUGGGACGAUGCUGGCAUCCAGGAGUGCUAUGAUCGUCGUAGGGAAUAUCAGCUGACUGAUUCAGCCAAAUAUUAUCUGAAGGAUCUCGAUCGUGUGGCUCAACCUGCAUAUUUACCCACUGAGCAAGACAUUUUAAGAGUUCGUGUGCCCACAACAGGGAUAAUUGAGUAUCCCUUUGAUUUAGAAGAAAUCAGAUUUAGAAUGGUAGACGUCGGUGGUCAGCGAUCCGAGAGAAGAAAGUGGAUUCAUUGCUUUGAGAAUGUGACAUCAAUUAUAUUUUUGGUAGCGCUAUCGGAGUACGAUCAAAUCUUGUUUGAAUCUGAUAAUGAGAAUCGAAUGGAGGAAUCUAAAGCUUUAUUUCGUACUAUAAUUACAUACCCUUGGUUUCAAAAUUCGUCAGUUAUUCUUUUCCUGAAUAAGAAGGACUUGUUGGAAGAGAAAAUAAUGUAUUCGCAUUUGGUAGACUAUUUUCCUGAAUACGAUGGUCCUCAGCGAGAUGCAAUAACGGCCCGAGAGUUUAUACUGCGAAUGUUUGUAGAUUUAAAUCCAGAUUCCGAAAAAAUUAUCUAUUCUCAUUUCACGUGUGCUACAGAUACGGAAAAUAUAAGGUUUGUGUUUGCAGCUGUUAAGGACACAAUUCUGCAAUCGAACCUUAAGGAAUAUAAUUUGGUCUAAACUGGAUUUGGAUCGAAAAACUAUUUUUGUGAUUUUUAUACAAACACACAUACACAUUCAUAUAAUUCCUUUUUCGCAUAUUUACUAAAUAUAAAAGAAGAAUUGAGAAGCGAGCGAAUGUGGCCGAAAAUUAGGCAUAAAUUAGACCCGAGAAAGUUUCUUACGUUUGUUACAUCAGGAACCGAAAAUUGUAGCAUAAAUAGAAUACUAAACUGAGAUGCUAAAACCGCAUCAGCAGAAUGAUGAAAAAGAUGUAUACAUUUUAAUUUGAGAGAAAAAUAACACAAAAUCUGAUACAGUGUGACAACAAAUAAUCAGGGCAGAGUUUCUCUUACGAAUGUGACGAUUCGUAAAACAUUUAUUUAUAUUGCAGUACUUCUAUUCUUUCUAGCGGCAAAGUUUUCAGAAAACGUUGUGUGAAUUUUUUUUUUUUGUUUCGACUAGGAAAACUCUUGAAAGUCAAAAAGACAGUGGCCAGAAAUGAUUGGUACCCAAUCGAUAGAGUUUUUGGUUAGAUUUGAAUAAAUCUGAUGGUAGUUUUUCCUUCCUACACAAGAAACAUGAUUUCCUUGAAAAGUUUUUAUACAAAAUAUCGUCCGAAUUAGUUGUUGUCACUCUGUAAUAUUUAAAUAAAUUUAUUACUAUAGUAACUUUUGUAAUAAAAUCCGAAACAC
Molecule: messenger RNA, 3050 nt
Organism: Drosophila melanogaster (fruit fly)
Lineage: Eukaryota; Metazoa; Arthropoda; Insecta; Diptera; Drosophilidae
Exons: 10
Coding region: 141-236 (31 amino acids)
Source: RefSeq, marked reviewed